AUGCCCGGAGUCCUCGACGCCUCGAUGGCUUCCUUAUCUCUCGACCUCGAUAUUCCUUCCAGUCUCGCUGCUGUAUUUACAGCGAAAACCUCACAGGCUUCCCUAGAUGCUUCUCUUGCAUUAUGCUCAGCCAUUACCGCCAACCCGGCGGUGGCACACCACUAUUUGGAUCAGUUAAUCCCCGCACUCGCCAAGGCCGCCAAUGAUAAGAAAUCUGGCACCAACCGGGAGUCCGCAAUGAUUGUUUACGGCGCUUUGUACGAGUCACUUCCAGUAAAGUCUCCUAUGACCGAGAUUUUGUUGCUUAAGUCGACCCUUGCAAAUGUCUUUGAUGGAUUGGCCGACAAAGGUUCUGUUGUUCGCGAGAGCGCGCAAUAUGCUAUCGAUGCCAUUUUUGCCUUGCUAAAGGAGGAGGGUCUUGUUGUUGGGCUCGUCCGUGUUCUCAUGGAAUAUCUGAAGAGCCCUGGUGCAAAAUGGCAAGGACGUGUUGGAGCGUUGCAACAGAUUGGAAAGGUUGCAGACAAGGCUGCUGCGAGAGAUGGCUUUUUGAAGAAUGUCAUGGGCCGUGAGCUUGAGAAGCUCAUUCCCGUUGUCGAGAGUGGCAUGCACGACCUCAAGAAGGAGGUUUCUAGCGCCGCCGUCAAGACAAUGACUAGUUUGAGUAAGCUACUCAGUAACGAUGAUGUCGCCAAACACAUUCCUACUUUGAUCAAGACUAUGAAGGAGCCCUCUAAGGAAACUCUUCAAAAAGCUAUUCACGACCUCAGUCAAACAACAUUUAUUGCCGUUGUUACAUCUCCCGUGCUUUCUCUUCUCACACCACUUCUUGAGCGGUCCCUCACAUCCCCUCAAACCUCUCAGGAUGUUCUUCGUCAAACCGUGGUCGUCGUGGAAAACUUGACUAAGCUUGUCCAUGACCCCGUCGAGGCUCGCGAGUUUCUUCCUCGUCUUCAGCCUGGUGUAAAGCGUAUCGAAGACACCGCCAGUUUGCCCGUCGUUCGUGCUCUAGCUAAGAGCGCGAAUGCCACAAUGGAGAAGGCGAUGAAGAGUGGUGCGGUUGGCGUUGACCAAUCUACCGCUGAGCGUAUUUCGGUUGAGGAUGUUGAGGCACAACUUAAUGGUCGAUGCCACAUCAAAGAAACUGAGAUCAACACAUGGGAAAUCAAAGGCGUUCGUAAUUACGUAGCCAGUAUGCUCAGAGAAGCUAUUGUCGUUCGGGAAUGGAAGCACAUCCACAACUGUGCCGAGCCUUAUCUUCGCUACAUUGUCGCGGCUGAGGAUGGUGAGGCGGAGGCUAAGAACAUUGCAUCCGAUCUGGAAAACUGGGCCAAAGAGGAGACUUUGAAGCGUUUUGGUGACGGUGUUGUUGAGGACGAUGGUAACACCGAGGUUGAGAUUGUCAAUGCCGAGUUCUCCCUUGCCUAUGGUGGUAUGAUGUUGCUUAACCACACGAACCUUAAACUCUACAAAGGUCAUCGUUAUGGACUUUGCGGGCGUAAUGGUGCCGGUAAAUCGACACUUAUGCGUUCUAUCAGCGAGGGCAAACUUGAAGGAUUUCCUUCCAAGGACGAGUUGAGAACCUGCUUUGUCGAGCACAAGUCAACUGAGGAGCGUGACAUGAGCAUCGUUGAGUAUAUCCAGAUCGCUCUCCGUGAUGCCGGUGAGACCGGUCAUUCCGAAGACGAGAUCAAGGAGACUCUACGCAGUGUCGGUUUUGAGGGUGAGAGAGCUGAUAUGAUGGUCGGGCAGCUCUCCGGAGGUUGGAAGAUGAAGUUGGCACUUGCGGAGGCUAUGUUGAGGCGUGCAGAGGUGCUUCUGUUGGACGAACCUACUAAUCACUUGGAUGUCCACAAUGUCAAAUGGUUGCAAGAUUAUCUCAAGACACAUACCGACAUUACUUCAUUAAUUGUGUCCCACGACUCACGAUUUUUGGACGCUGUUUGCACGGAUAUUAUCCACUACGAGGAGAAGAAGCUUGUUUAUUAUAAGGGAAACCUUUCCGAAUUUGUCAAAGUCCGCCCUGAAGGAAAAGCCUACUACACACUUGAUGCUUCUUCCGUUAAAUUCUUCUUCCCCCCUCCUGGUCUUCUUACUGGAGUGAAGUCCAACACCCGUUCAAUCAUCAAGAUGACUGGCGUCACAUACACGUACCCCAAUAGCCCUAAGCCCUCAUUAUAUGAUAUAACUUGCUCUCUCUCCCUUUCAUCACGUGUUGCUAUUAUCGGCGCCAACGGAGCUGGAAAAUCUACUCUCGUCAAGAUCCUUACCGGUGAAAUGGUACCGCAGAAGGGCAAAGUCGAAAAGCAUCCUAACUUGCGUGUUGGAUACAUGGCGCAGCAGUCGCUCCACCACGUGUCUAUGAACCUUGACAAGACCCCGUCUCAGUACUUGCAAUGGCGUUUCGCAGCUGGUGUGGACAAGGAGGUUUCAAUGAAGGAUACGCGUCUCCUUUCCGAUGAAGAUAAGGCACAGCUCGAGAAGCCUAUUGAUCUUGGUGAUGGGAGUGGACCAAAGAAAAUUGAGGCUUUGAUCGGUAGACAGAAGUGGAAGAAGAGUUUCCAGUACGAGGUUAAGUGGUUCGGGCUUCCGACCAAGUAUAACAACAUGAUCUCAAGAGAGACCUUGUUGGAAAAUGGGUUCGGCAAGAUUGUGCAGGAUUUCGACGAUGCGGAGAGUGCGAGAGAGGGUAUGGGUUACAGGGAGUUGGAUGUGGCCAGUAUCAGCAAGCAUUUCGAAGACGUUGGGUUACCAGCUGAUAUCGCCAUGAACAAUGAGAUUGGUGGUUUAUCCGGUGGACAGAAAGUUAAAGUCGUUAUCGCCGCCGCUAUGUGGCCGAAACCCCAUUUGCUAAUUUUGGACGAGCCGACCAAUUAUCUUGAUCGUGAGUCACUUGGUGCACUUGCAACCGCAAUCAAGGAGUUCCGUGGUGGUGUUUGCCUCAUUUCCCACGACGCCCAAUUCGUCUCUUCCCUUGCCAACGAGGAAUGGCACGUCGAAGGUGGUCGUAUGAUCAAGAAGGGUAUCAAUGGAGCUCUUCUUGCAGCCCCAGUUGACUCGCAGCCCGGAAGCAGUGCCGUCAGCAGUGCUCAAAGCAGUGCUGUUAACAGCGCUGUCAACAGUGAUGCUGAGGAUACCGGUGACAUGCAAUUCAAGCAGAGGAAGUCAAAGAAGAAGAAGUUCACUAGGGCGCAGUUGAAGGAGAGGGAGGUCAGGAGGAGAUUGAGGUACCUUGAGUGGCUUAACAGCCCCAAGGGUACUCCCAAGCCUGUCGAUACUGACGAUGAGGCCGAUUAA
Messenger RNA from Morchella importuna, 3294 nucleotides. RefSeq lists its product as uncharacterized. The transcript has 4 exons. NCBI's taxonomy places the organism in Eukaryota, Fungi, Ascomycota, Pezizomycetes, Pezizales, Morchellaceae. The record is from RefSeq and is a predicted model, not a curated record. Gene Ontology annotation, molecular function: ATP hydrolysis activity; ATP binding. The coding region runs from base 1 to 3294 and encodes 1097 amino acids.